Molecule: messenger RNA, 750 nt
Organism: Hypoxylon fragiforme
Lineage: Eukaryota; Fungi; Ascomycota; Sordariomycetes; Xylariales; Hypoxylaceae
Exons: 2
Coding region: 482-748 (88 amino acids)
Source: RefSeq, a predicted model, not a curated record
CUCGCGCCCUCGGCCGUUUUUCUGGGGUUCUUCAGCAUGUAGAAAUCGAAAGGUUGCAGCGGAUGUAUGUAGUGUAUUUCAACAUACAUGGUAUAUACUUACCUACCCUAGGAGGGUGGCGUCCGGCACGAUCGGGCUAUGUAGCUACCUAUGUACCUGGAACCAAUGUAUCUAUGUGAUGAAAAAGCUACAGUAAUGAUAUGUGUCUCUUAAGUGUGACCAGUUCCUGCGGAGUGUGGGGUUCUGGUUCGUCCAUUUGGAGAUUUCGAGUCCCAACGAGGAAGGUUGUAGUUAAUACUAUAUUCUGUGUUAGAAUGAUGAUUCAGAAAAGUUGCCCACCGAGUUGUGACCCGACUCGGUCAAGUGUAGGAUCUCGGGGGACCUUAAGCGGCACCUGAUCGCCCCCAACAAUGUCUAGCCUGUUACCUAGAAGACAUGAUCAGACCUGAGACAACUUCAUUAAUAAAUUAUAUAGAGACAAAUGCUUAAGCUUGGGGUUUUGUUGGAAGUGGCACAAUUCUUCCAGGUCACAUUCACGAACGCUGUGUAUAAGGGGGUAACAGGAGAGCCAAAACCGGUUUCCUCUGGAUCAGUCACACAUUGGCAGUCGGCGAAAAACCAUCACCAGUGGACGUUCAGGGCGUUCGAAAGACACGAGAAACAUGUCUCAGUUCCCAUGCAUUCAACCACCAGGCAUCAAAUGUCGUGGAAAGCUAAGCCAAGCUCGCACGCCAAUAUUAAUGGAUAACA